AUGUCGACGGUAUACUCCGCGAAGAAAAGCCCCCAAGAAUACGUCUCAUCUGUUCUGGACGGGACGGACUCCUCCGCCAGCCUCGACAUUGCGCCCCUUGGCGAGCCAAACGAAGAGUGCCGCUUCUGGUUCCAACGAGGAAAAGGUUAUAACUCUGAGGCAGUGGCGACUCAGCCUUCAGUUUUUGACGACCCCGAUACUGCGAAAGCAUACCAGCCCCGCGCGGACUGGGAGAAUUUGCAUCGAUUUGACCCAUCUGCGCGGUGGACAUGGGGCGAAGAAUAUAAGUUGAUUCGGAAGAUAGAUGUGCGGAUUAUGAUUUGGACUUGUCUCAUGUUCAUGGCACUGGAGUUGGAUCGGUCCAAUCUUCAACAGGCUUUGACUGAUGAUAUGCUUCCUGAGUUGCAUAUGACUACCAAUGACUACAACCUUGGAAAUACCGUUUUCAAACUCUCAUUUCUCUGCGCCGAGUUGCCCUCCCAGCUUGUUAGUAAGUGGGUAGGACCUGAUCGAUGGAUUCCCAGCCAGAUGAUUCUCUGGUCUGCCGUUGCGAUGGGACAAUAUGCACUGAAUGGACGAACUUCUUUCCUUGUGUGCCGCGCUCUUCUUGGAAUAUUACAAGGUGGAUUCAUUCCUGAUGUCAUUCUGUAUCUUUCCUACUUCUACAAGCAUCACGAGCUAUCUCUUAGACUGGGCUUCUUUUGGACUGCCAUGAAUAUUGCAGAUAUUCUUGCUGGAUUCCUGGCCUUUGGUCUUUUGCACCUUCGUGGUGUGGAAGGUCAAUCAGGAUGGCGCUGGCUUUUCUUGCUUGAGGGCCUGUUGACGCUUCUUUUCGGUCUCGCCGCCUUUAUCCUGAUGCCACCGGGCCCAUGCCAAACCGCAAAUUGGGCUCGAGGAAAGUCCGGGUGGUUUACAAAGCGGCAAGUCACCGAAAAUCUGGACCUACAACUCACACCAGCUAAAUUGAUUAACAGUGAGGAGACUAUAAUCGUCAACCGAGUGAUCCGUGACGAUCCAAGCAAAGGCACCAUGCAUAAUCGCGAGCCCAUCACGCCAAAAUUGCUCUGGAAGAGUCUCAGAGAUUACGAUCUGUGGCCUUUGUACAUGAUUGGGCUCACCUUUGGGACUCCAAUGACAACAGCCAAGCAGUAUCUUACGCUCACGCUCAAAGGUCUGGGCUUCAGCACUUUCGUCACCAACCUUCUAGCUAUUCCCACCGAAUUCCUUUCCAUAGUAUUCAUUCUGAUCUUGACUUGUGUUUCUGAAAUCACGAAACAAUUGACUCUGGUGUCAAUGAUCGGCCAAAUCUGGGCACUUCCGUUCGUGAUAUAUCUGUACGUUGUUGAUAUCACCACCGUCAAUAAAUGGACUGUCUGGGUGAUUAUGACUCUUCUAUUGGCCUAUCCAAAUGCACACGCCAUCCAAGUCGGAUGGAAUUCUCGAAACUCAAACGCCGUCCGAUCUCGCACAGUCUCAGCUGCCAUGUAUAACAUGUGCGUUCAAUCCUCGGGAAUCAUCGCUUCCAACAUCUAUCGCACCGAUGACGCUCCCCGCUAUCAGAGAGGCAACCUUGUCCUGGUAGGACUGGUCGUAUCGAAUAUUUUCGUCUAUCUAUUGACCAAAGUCUACUAUGUCUGGCGCAAUUCAAGCCGCGACAAGAAGUGGAACGCUAUGACCGACGGCGAAAAGGCCCAUUACUUGGCAAACACUAAAGAUGAGGGUAAUAAGCGACUGGAUUUCCGAUUUGCGCAUUAA
Penicillium antarcticum is the source of this 1755-nucleotide messenger RNA. Its product is annotated as putative MFS transporter. Gene Ontology annotation, molecular function: transmembrane transporter activity. NCBI's taxonomy places the organism in Eukaryota, Fungi, Ascomycota, Eurotiomycetes, Eurotiales, Aspergillaceae. Gene Ontology annotation, biological process: transmembrane transport. The record is from RefSeq and is a predicted model, not a curated record. The transcript has 6 exons. Gene Ontology annotation, cellular component: membrane. The coding region runs from base 1 to 1755 and encodes 584 amino acids.